This is a messenger RNA of Pipistrellus kuhlii (Kuhl's pipistrelle), 797 nucleotides long. RefSeq names its product mitochondrial ribosomal protein L32 (gene MRPL32). The record is from RefSeq and is a predicted model, not a curated record. Lineage: Eukaryota; Metazoa; Chordata; Mammalia; Chiroptera; Vespertilionidae. Gene Ontology annotation, biological process: translation. The transcript is spliced from 3 exons. Gene Ontology annotation, molecular function: structural constituent of ribosome. Gene Ontology annotation, cellular component: mitochondrial large ribosomal subunit. Bases 53 to 607 code for a protein of 184 amino acids.
CGAACCGGGGCGGGCCUCGGCAGCGUUGUUGGAGGCUCUGGUGUCUGCGGCCAUGCUGGUGCUGGUGGUUCCGCCGUGGCCUGCAGCCCGGGAACUUCUCCGGAACUGCUGGCAGCGACUGCAGUGGACACUCCAGCAGAGCCGGCCAGGCUUUCCCAGGCCUCCGUGGGAACCAGCUUUAGCAGUCCAAGGUCCGGCUAUAUUUACGGAAUCAGCAAAUGAUACUAAUGGAAGUAAGGAGGUUUCCAGCCUUUUGGAUAGUAUCUUUUGGAUGGCAGCACCCAAAAAGAGACGUAGUAUUGAAGUUAACCGGUGUAGGAGAAGAAACCCUUACAAGCUCAUUAAAGUUAAGCACAACAUAGUCGUUUGUCCUGAAUGCGGUCACCUGAAACAGAAACACGUCCUUUGCGGCUAUUGCUAUGAGAAUGUGCGCAAGGAGACUAAAGAAAUCAGAAAAGAGAUGGGGAAACUAGAAGGGGGCCCUUUUAAGGCUCCUACUGUAGAGACUCUGGUGCUGUACAGGGGAGAGACACCGUCUGAACAAGAUCAGGGCAAGAGGAUCAUUGAACGAGAAAAGAAGCGACCAUCCUGGUUCACCCAGAAUUGACACCAGAGAUGGUUAAAAAGGGUAACUUAAUGUAAAACGUUGCUCCUGGAAAAGAGGAAGUUUUUGUAUUUUUAAUGUUUUGUGUCUUUUAAAAAUCAUCAAGGUAGCUUAAAACAUUCUUCAUAAGAAGUUUUGUGUGGGUAAUUUGAAAACAAUAUCAGAAAUAAAAUCUGAAAAUGUUUGUGCAGAG